AUGCACUCCGUCGAUCUCCUCGCGCUUGCCUUUGCCGUAUUUCCGACAGGGGCUUGGGGGCAAGUUGUUGGAACUCCCUAUGGCUUUGCCACUGGAGUCACGGGUGGAGGCAGUGCUACUCCAGCAGUCCCUAGCAGCAUCACCCAAUUGAAGGAGUGGCUUGCCGACGAUGUAGCUCGAGUUAUCAUGAUCGAUAAAACCUUCAACUUUAUUGGCUCCGAGGGCACGGUUACAGAGCCAGGAUGCCGCCUAAACACCGGCACUUGUACUGCACUUAAUGGAGGCCAAGAUACCAUCAAGACUGGCGACUGUGACGCUAAUGAAGUUCGUAUUACUGUCACGUAUGACAAAGCCAGCUACCUCGGCAUGGACGUUGGCAGCAACAAGUCUCUGGUUGGCAAAGGCAGUGCAGGCGUUCUGAAUGGCAAGGGCCUUCGGCUCAAGGCCGGGGCCAAGAAUGUUAUUAUUCAAAACAUUCACAUCACUAACCUGAACCCUCAGUACGUCUGGGGUGGCGACGCUAUAAGCCUGUCAGGUAAUGAUGGAGUAUGGAUUGACCACGUCAAGCUCUCGAAGACAGGACGACAGCAUUUUGUUUCACACUAUGAUGCAUCACGAGUGACUAUUUCCAAUACCGAGUUCGACGGUGUCACACCGUACUCCCACAGUUGCAAUUCAGAUCAUUACUGGACAAUCAUCGUGGGAGGUACAGGCGACAAGAUCACAUUUGACCGCAAUUACAUUCAUGAUGUCAGCGGCCGUGCGCCCAAGAUUGGUUCCAGCUCGGGCACGCAGCUGGUGCAGGCAGUGAACAACUACUUCUACAGCGGCACUGGUCACAACUUUGACAUUAGCUCCUCCGGCCACGUUCUUAUUGAGAGCAACUAUUUUGAUAGCUGUGUGACACCACUGACAAGCGGCAGCAACGGCAAGAUUUUCAAUACGGCGAGUACUAGUGUUGAAGGCAAUUGUGCGUCCUCUCUGGGCAGGAACUGCGCUGUCAACUACCUGUCAAGCAACACUGGCAGGAUGACCAGUCUGACUGAUAGCACUGUCUUGAGCGAGCUCGGAAGCUACAAGUCUCAGCUUGUGGCCCCCCUGGGAUAUGGCAAGGUUGUUAGCACCGUUACAGCGAACGCAGGCAUUGGGAAGAUUGGAAAUUGA
This is a messenger RNA of Clonostachys byssicola, 1164 nucleotides long. The record is from the annotation of a GenBank genome assembly. NCBI's taxonomy places the organism in Eukaryota, Fungi, Ascomycota, Sordariomycetes, Hypocreales, Bionectriaceae.